Eriocheir sinensis (Chinese mitten crab) is the source of this 3699-nucleotide messenger RNA. RefSeq lists its product as uncharacterized. The record is from RefSeq and is a predicted model, not a curated record. NCBI's taxonomy places the organism in Eukaryota, Metazoa, Arthropoda, Malacostraca, Decapoda, Varunidae. The coding region runs from base 966 to 2981 and encodes 671 amino acids. The transcript is spliced from 2 exons.
GUGUUUCCUGCUCAGCCGCCGCGUCGAGACAGGUGUUCACGAGACAUAGGCACUGAGCUGUUACGAGAAGAAUAAUGAAUGAAAUAAAGAAAAGAAUGAUAAAUUAAAUAAAACAAAAAGAUGUUCUGUAUUAUGACCUGAUUCUGAAAAUUGCCAGUCACAUAUACUUUUCUUUAUCCGUGAAUCGUGAUGUGUCGCUGCGCAAAGUCUCCGUGUACAAAGGUGGCGAAUCACGGAGUUGCAGUAGUAGAAGUAGUAGUUGCAGUAGUUGAAGUAGUAGUUGUAGUGGUAGAAGUAGUAGUAGCUGUGGUGGUAAUACGUAUGUGCAUGUUGCGAAACCUUAUCUUCCCAAGCAGGCCAGUCAGCAUAAAGGCUUGCCAGCUGCACCGCCCCCCCACAGGGUGUUCUUGCCAGUUUGUACGCGUCAUUCUAAUACUCACACCAGAAAAAAGAAUAACCUCGAAAUAUUGAGACGAGGUUUAAAUAUGAGCUCGUGUCAAAAUAUGAACUAUUAAACAGUAUACAUUUUAUAAGUUUUAUAGGUUGCUGAUUCACACGAUGUCUUGCCUUCGCCCCGUUUUCGUACGGAUUUCGCUCGUAAAUUAUUUUUUAACUGGAUUUAAAAGUGUCUCUUUGAAUGCGUUUCGUCAUUCGUAUGGCUUCGCCUGGACGGAUUGGUUACUUGUGGAAGAUAUCUCUGAUGAACGAAAUGUAUGCGUAUAUGGAGACGUUCCUCAUCCCUGCCGUCAACAGACAGGACUCUUCGGCCCAGGAGACUGACAUAUCUAAGUUGACCCCUUUUGGCAGCAGAUGUUGGGAAGGCUUAUACCACUUAUCUUCUUAUUACCGGAUGUAUGCACACCUCACGUCAUUCACACCGCAGAGUGAGCACUUGUGUGAACAGUGCAGUUUGUCGGACCGGCCGGAACUACUGAGCGGAUACAACUGAUUACAGGACCCGGGGAAUGCAAGUCCUUGAAAGGCAUGCUCCUUCAGAACCUCGGCCUGUAGAGCGGAUAUUCCUCCUCGUCCUUGUCUUACGGGGCGAGGGUUGGGCACUCGACGGCGGUGGCGGACGAGGGCGAGGAGGAGCACGGGAGGGCGGCAAAGGGAAGGAAGAAGAGAAAGCCAGCGUGCAGACCGCUAGCCACGCCACGGAAUUCGGCUGGCUGUUCCCUCCCAGCGAGGCGAGACGACGGAGUCUAGUCGACACCGCGUGGCUGCGAGACUUCAGGCGAGACAUCGAGGCUCUGCAGACUGAGAUCAAGAGGCAGACGGCGUGUGUGUAUAACGAAGUGGAAACGAUCUGUCACGAGGACGCCGCUGCAGGAAAAGACAGUCACAGUGAGGUCAAGGGGCAGGACGAGUGUGUGCAUAACGAGAAUACGAGAAGUCACGAGGACGCUACCAGAAGAGAAAGCCACAGCGAGAUUGAAAGACUGCAGAGCGAGCUGAGGAGACACCCGGCGUUUGUGUGUCGAGGUGAGAGGACGAGACACAAUGAGGGCCUUUUAAGAACAGAGUGUCAUAGUUUAGAGUGUUGUGUCGCGGUGAACGGGGACGAGAGUGAGUGUUGCAGCCCCGUCGCGGUGAAGUGCGAGGAGAGGCUUGUUGCUCCUGCCAGAGUAGCAAGUUGUGGAGAGCUCGCAGUCAGCUCGUCAGUGCAAACACGUGAACUGGACUCGAGUCGGGUGGCUAUUUCCAACGAGAUGGCCAGCGGCGGGGAGAGUAACGGUGGAGUCUCUAACCGGGGACUGGGAUUGAAGGAGGAAGGAGAAUCAUCACAUUGCCAUAACGUUGGGGAAUCCUCUGGGAGUGAACUGUCAUGUGACUUAGACUCUGGCUUAAGCACGUUUGGAGAUGAUGCUGCAAAGUGUGAUGUAUACAGCAAACUGCAGCACAAGAACACUCAAAGAUCUGCAAGUGAUGAGGACUCUUGUGUGGGCGAAGGGUCAUUCCUGUCAGACUCCGGCCUCAGCACGUACACGAGUGGCAGCGUGAAGUUUGACACCUACAGCAGCAUGCACAGCGACAUCUCGAGGGACAGCGGGAUAUUCACAGCAGACGACACAAGCUUCAUCUCCGAGGCUCCUGGGGACGUGUCACUUCUUCAGGAGCUCGGGGAUGUGCUGAGUGACGAAGAGGUGUCCCUUGAGUCCUGCAUCCCCUGCGGGUCCCUGCCUCUGAAGGAGAUAGGGCCAGGAAUCAAAGGGGAUGUUGGCUAUAACGUGUGGUUGAAAAGGUUUAGCAGCAGUAAUGAUCUGUCAGAAAGUUCAUGGGGCUCGUACGAGUGGGAGGUGAAAGAGGACGGAGAACACGGCCACAAGAGUUGUUCGUUUGGUUCCGUAAGCCCCGUUGUUGUGAGGAGGAAAAAAUGGGACUCUGAGGAUGAUGGCGGUAAUGUACUGUUUCGUGAGGAGGAGGAACAGACGGUGAAAGAGAAACCGUGCAGUGGCUGUGAAAAGACGAAUGAAGGAGUGAAAGUAACGCAGUGUCGCGCCUCUCAAAAACUGAACGAAGGUGUGAGCGUAAAGGAGUGUGCGGUGUGCAAAAACUUAUAUGAAGAACCUGAGACGAAACAGCGCAGUGCCAAUGAAAACCGAAACAAGGGCAACGACGUGCAGGCCGAUUUGUGCGUGACCUGCAGGAAGCUUUACCAAGAAUCUCCUCUAAACCUACUCCUGCAGACACAGAGAAUCUCGGCAAUGGCAAAGUUCAGUAAGUCGUUCCAGGGCCUCAACAAGCGGGUGGAGGACCUGCGCUCUGGCCUGGACAGCCUCUUCGGGGAAGUGAAUGAGAGUAAGCACGAGUUCUUGAGCCUGGAGCGGCGGACCACGCAGCUGUUGGCCUCCACUGUCUCAUCACGUCACCGCCUGGCACGCGUUCGAGCUCUCACGCUACUUGAAGAUCGCUUGCAAGAGGAGUGGUGGGAGGCCUAUGACCCCGGCAGCGUCCCCUUCCACGAAAACUACAUCGUAUAGGCAACGCGUGACUUCGUACGAUAAACACUUUCAAAGGGUCGUAUUACAAGACGUAUCGCCGCCCAAGAAUACAUAUUUGACAAGGCUUUCGUAGGAGUUGUGGGCAUUUCCAGGGGUAGUGUGAGUCUUCUGUACCAUGAACCUGAAGAAACACUCAUUAGAACCCGACUGACCCGCUCUUUGACCUUUAGAAAUAUGGCCCUGGUGGUAGUCUGACCCUUCUUCUGUACCAUGAACCUGAAGAAACACUCAUUAGAACCCAACUGACCCGCUCUUUGACCUUUAGAAAUAUGGCCCUGGUGGUAGUCUGACCCUUCUUCUGUACCAUGAACCUGAAGAAACACUCAUUAGAAGCCGACUGACCCGCUCUUUGACCUUUAGAAAUAGGUGAUGUGAGAAGCGAGCAUGUCUUGUAAUACCAACCUUUGUAUGGCGUGAGCAAUAUAUUUGUAUACUAUGGAAGCUCAUGCACAGCGUUGUAAGUUCCUAGAAAUGUUUAGUUCAUAUUAUAACGGAAAUCAUAAGUUACGUGAGUGAAAACAUUGAUGACGAGAUGUGAUAUGAUGUGUGUGUGUGUGUGUGUGUGUGUGUGUGUGUGUGUAACCGACCAUCUAAUACGCGGUCAUUUUUGCUACUUUCGGCCAGCACAACACGCACGCAACAUCGAGACCCUGUGACCUUUUUUUCUUCUUCUCGGUAAUUAAAGCAGUUGUGCACA